UGCGCGCGCCUGCAGAAAGACUUCGACCGAGUAACAGCGCGCUCCCGCAGCCGCGCGUCGCUUAUUUGGAUAGUUUAGUAACCAGAAAUCCCCCAUGGGAAUAAAUCCAUGUUAUUACACACGUAUGGACGACGGCGAGUGAAGCAUUUGGAAAACAUGGACGCGACUUUGAAGUACAGUUUUUGUCACGACUCUUUGGAAUCUUAAAAGUGGGUUCCGGUCGCGAUAUUUUUUCUGUCAGGAAGUUUGACGUAUUCGGCUGAACAUUAUUUCUUACUUUGUUUUGGUUCGGGGGAAAGUUGUGGACUGUCGUUGACUAACGUUACAGAAGCCGCGCGACGACUCUGAGAAAAGACUGCGUUCUCUUUCACGUUAAAGUCAGUUUGGAGCUCACACGAAUACUUAAGGAACCGUAAUAAGAGUCCGAGAAUGCAAAGUUUAAACAUCGAUGGAGUUCAUCCAACUUCGCUUCGCUUGACAGAAUAAAUCGAUACAUAUAUGUAUACAUGUAUUUUUUUUCUGCCAGCGUCAUUUCAGUCACUUUUUGCUAAAUGGUUGAACUCCAUCGCGCGCUAAAUCAAAUUGUACUUUUAUGUUUUUUAUAGGCCUAUAUGCAUUCUUAUAUGGUUAUGAUCAUAUUCAGGCUGCAAUGCGAUACAGUUUUAUGCAAAAGUAAAGAUAUCUGCAGCCUAGACUAUUUUGGACUCUAACCUGGCAACACAGAGAAGGAAAAUCUGCAAACUUAGCAGAAAGAGAGACUAUCAAAAUCACGGAAAUCGUUCGGUCUUUUCCUCUGGCGAAGCCACAGAUGGAUUUCAUACAGGCCACACGGUUACUGUUGCACCUUGUUUGGUAGUUUUUUGUUCGUAUUUUAUGGGCUACAUCUCCCUGUCCUGCAAGCCCGAAAGCGUUGAUAACGUGUGGCAAAUGUGAAAAUGUUUUGGAAAUUCAAGUUUUCCAAAGAUCCGAGGCUGCAGUGGAGCAGAAGUUUGUCUUUGGGCCACAGCUGGAGCAGCCUGAUGUAGGCUUUUAUUUUUUUUUCCAUCGGAACAAUUUCUCUGUAAAACGCACAGCUGUCUGAUGUGUUUGUUUUCACAACCUGAAAAUUAUCCGUUUGCGUGAGUGCUUUCAUUUCCCGUCGAAGAAGACGAGUUACCUGGGGGGGUCAGCCCCGCCAUGGCGCCCCCGCUCUCACACACACUCUCCGGUGUGUCGGUCUGAGGGCACCGAUGGACGUGAGCAACGGCUGGACCUACUGCGUCAUCCCUGCCGCGAGACGCCGGUGACCGGAGUCGGCUGCACGCGAGAGAAACGGUCUUGUCGUGGACCAAGGUCGUCAAGGCGACAGGCUGUGGGUCGAUUGGCUCACCAUAGACAACUUUCUGAAGACUGGUUUGUAGAGCACGUACGCAAACAUCGCAGCAAUGAAUGAGAGGCAGGCUCUCCACUCUAUAAUGAAGGACCUGGUUGCCCUUCAGAUGACGCGGCGCCAGCCUGUGUUGUCAUAUGACAGCGGCAAACCCAAGACACCGGCCCAGACCAACAGACAGGACGAUGUCAGGAUAAAGUUUGAGUUCUCAGGAGAGAGGAGGAUCCUGAUGUUUGGACGGCCUGUGCAGUUCGAGGAAAUCCAGCAGAAAGUCAAGACUGUCUUUGGCCAGCUGCUAGACCUGCAUUAUAUGAACAAUGAGUUGUCCAUCCCUCUGCGAGAUCAGGAUGACCUGGACAAGGCGAUCGACCUGCUGGACCGAAGCUCCAACAUGAAGAGCAUCAGGAUCCUGCUGCUCACUCAGGAGCACAGCAAUGCCUCCUCCCCCUCCCACCACGUGCCGUGUAAGCAGGUGAGGAUCACGUCCUCCCAUUCUACUGGAGACGUUAGCACGGUGUACCAAUCCUCCGAGCCCAGGGGGCGCCACCUAUCAACUGGUUCUCAGAACACAGGGCGUAGCUCGCCGCCUCCUGGCUACGUGCCUGAGCGCCAGCAGAGGAUCGCCCGCCAAGGUUCAUACACCAGCAUAAACAGUGAGGGGGAGUUCAUCCCCGAGACCAGCGAUCAGUGUGUGCUGGAUCCCUGGAGCAGCGCAGAAAACUCUGUCUCUGGAAGCUGUCAGUCUCUGGACCGCAACUCAGACAGCCCCUCACUGAGGAAGUCUCGCAUGCACAGAGCCAAGAGUUACCCUGAUAAUCGCCAGGAGUGCUCAGACCGGGAGAAUCAUGUGUAUGACAGAAUAGCAGGUAAAGGAGGCACCUAUCCUCGAAGGUACCAUGUCUCCCUGCAUCAUAAGGACCACAGUGAAGGGCGUCGGACAUUUCCGCGGAUCCGUCGCCCCCAGGGGAACCUGUUCACUCUGGUGCCCUCACGCCGGUCGCUCAAUGGCAGCGAGGAGAGUGUGGGCAGCUGGCAGCUGGUCGACGCUCAGGGCAGGCUCCGUCCCCAAGAUCGUUCUGUCGCGCAUAAGUCGCCCAGUGCUCCAAUGACGUGGCGGCGGGGGAAGCUUCUGGGCCAGGGAGCGUUUGGUCGGGUUUACCUGUGUUACGAUGUGGAUACUGGGAGGGAGCUGGCUGCCAAGCAGGUCCAGUUUGAUCCUGAGAGUCCUGAGACCAGCAAGGAGGUCAGCGCUUUGGAGUGCGAAAUCCAGUUGCUGAAAAAUCUGCAUCACGAGCGCAUUGUUCAGUACUACGGCUGUCUGAGGGACCACAAUGAGAAGACCCUCACUAUUUUCAUGGAGUACAUGCCGGGGGGUUCAGUCAAAGACCAGCUAAAGGCCUACGGGGCGCUGACAGAGAACGUGACCCGGAAAUACACAAGACAGAUCCUGGAGGGCAUGUCCUAUCUGCACAGCAACAUGAUUGUACACCGGGACAUCAAAGGUGCCAACAUCCUGCGGGAUUCAGCAGGCAACGUGAAGCUCGGAGAUUUUGGUGCCAGCAAGAGGCUGCAGACCAUCUGCAUGUCUGGCACCGGCAUCCGCUCUGUGACCGGCACCCCCUACUGGAUGAGCCCGGAGGUGAUCAGUGGAGAGGGCUACGGCAGGAAGGCUGAUGUCUGGAGCCUUGGAUGUACGGUGGUGGAGAUGCUAACAGAAAAGCCUCCGUGGGCUGAAUAUGAGGCCAUGGCAGCCAUAUUCAAGAUCGCCACUCAGCCCACCAACCCACUGCUGCCCUCGCACACCUCCGACCAGGCACGGGACUUCAUUAGCUGCAUCUUUGUGGAGGCCAAGCACAGGCCCAGUGCUGAGGAGUUGCUCAGACAUCCAUUCUCCCAGAUUCUGUGCUAAAACCUGCCUGGUUUUCUGAACUUUAACCACAGAGCAGUAUCUGUAGCUUCCUUGAAACCCAUCCGUGGCAGAAAUCCGGACAUGGAACUGGUCGAGAAGUCAUUGUUAAACCCACCGAGCCUCUGCCACCGUUCAGAUGCUCCUCUCACACAAAUCCAAAGAACAAGACGGUUUAACAACAGCAGUCAUCAAUGCCUUGAAAACCAAUGCCAGUACAUGCUCUGACAAGAGUCACCACCAGGGGGAAACAAAACAUUAAGUAUCUGGUGCGCGGCUGAUCCUUCUCAGAUACAUACGCACACACUCCAAAGGCAGCAUCAUUCAAGUCAUGCACCGGUUUUAUCUUCAUCAAGUAUCCUCUCCUGUGUUUACAUUCACAUAUUGGGCAGAAAUGCCAGGAAGCCCUACAGUGUUUGAAACAUUUUAUUUUAAAGCUACAGCACACAACAGUGUUAAAUGGACAGGAUUGUUCUCUUGUUUUCCACGUCAUCCCUGUCUCAUUUUGAACAAAAAAAUCAUCACCCUUAAACUAGAACUCUGUUAAGCUAUUUGUGAUGCACUUCACAUUUCUGACUACAAGUGUUUGUAGAUUCGAUGAAACACAGAUGAAGCAAUGUCACAUGGAGAUAUGUGUAGAGUAGCUACACUGGAGUUUAAUAGAAGAAUAAUCAAUAAUAAACAGUUUGAGGCAUGUUUUAGUUUUAGCCCUACAGUAUUAAAGCUAUAGUGCGUAGUUUCUGUUGCCCCCCAUGAGGAAUUCUAAGUAAUGACAACAACACUGUUGACGCGUCCACAUGAUACAAGUCUUAUGUGAUCGCACACAGCCCCCACCCCUCCUCCACGCUAGUAGUCAAGGAGGACAUGGAGGAUUAAAAAAAACAUGAUGGACUCUUCAGAAGAGGUAAUUAUCUUCGCUCGAGUUUUUUCACUCAAGUGUCUCCAGACGACACAAUCUUCUGAACAUAGCCAUACUGAGAAAUACAGAGAGAGUUGUGUGGAGCUGAUGUCUUAAUUAGCUUUGUAUCAACUCAUAUGGCAAUGGCUUGUAUGUAAUGGACGUUCAUUAUUAUCAAAAGGUUACGCACUAAAGCUUUAAGCAAUCUUUUACCAUGGUUUAGUAAUCUUACAGGUCCACAUGAAUAAUAAGAGCCAAAUACACUAACAGUACCCUCAAUAGACCAUGAUGCACGGCAGCAACUAGCCCCAGUUUGUGCCUCUAUGGUAUUACCAUUACAUUAUAAUCCCAGUGGCAAGCUUCUGUUUCUCUGAAAAUAAUUACGCAGUGAUCUUUGCUUAACUACACUUACUACUGCUCUUAGGUCAAAUACUCUUCUAACCACCUGAAUGGAAAAAUAUUCAGACCAGUGAACAACAAAAACGUUUUAGCAUGUUUCUCAAGUUGCAACUAUAGACAAAUAUAUUUAACUUUCACUCACGUUGUAUAAAUUAAGCAAAGACAUAUCAUUUCCAGCUACCAUCUUUGUUUGGAUUUGGAAACUUGGGAAACUGGUCAAAAAUCAUUUUAUCUAUAUUGAUAUUUUUAGAAUAUCUAUAAUAUAUAUUUUUAUAAUAAAUACAGUCUUGAGAAAAAGGUUAAAAAUCCUUUUUAAGUAGUACAGCAAACCAUUUUUUUUUAUCCAGAUAUAUAAAAGUGUGGAAAUACCCUCAGAGCAGCAAUAACUUCUCUUAUAUGAUAUUCUGGGUUUUUAAAAAUUACCCGGUCUUUAUUUUUCAGAGAAAUGAUGGCUUAGCUCUGUGACUUAAAUGUAAGUGCAACACGUGAGAGGCAUUUACUGAGGCAUUGCAGCUACAAUACCUGAUUUAGGCAGAGAUAUGACUUUAUUUUUCUCCAUAGAAAAAAACACUUCCUCCACUAUCACUAUUGCUGUCCUUCUAUCUGUAAAACUAAUUAAGAUAAUCAGUGUAUUUCAGUACAGUCUUGGAAUAUCAAUCAAAUAAUCUACUCAUACACUAUAAAGUAUGAGGAUGACAUGCACUGUAACUGCGUAAGAGGGGCUAAGGGUGGAUUUUUCUUUUUGACGACUCCGUCUUGUUAUACCUUCCGCCUCAAUGUGACUUAGGUAGAAACCUGGCAUCCUCUUCUUGUAGCUAUUCAGUAUCAAAGUUUUUCUCAGCCAACAAAGUGCCAAAAAGGAGCAGAUAAAAAAUAUAUGCUACGGACUUGGUGACAGUUAUAUGUGAAAGUUAUGGUUUGAAAAUACAAAGUUACGGCCUUAAUUUGGAAGUGAUUUCCGUUGCCUUUGCCUAAGCACUAACUGUUAAUGUGUGUCUGGCCCAAACAUCCCUGACUGAGAAGCCUUAGCUUAAGGAUCAAUUUUAAAUCUGAUGUACUUUUAUAUAAAAUGAAUGUUGUGGAAUUUUUGUUCUCUACCAAAUUAGAUUUGUUUUUGUUUUUUUUACUUCAAAUGUGAAACUUGUUUCAUUUUUAUUUAUAUCCCCAUGUCCAUCCCAAUUAGAUUUUUUAUAAGCAAAUAUAUAUGUAUAAAUAUAUUUUUUAUAUUUAGACAAUGUCAAAUCUUAUGAUACUUUCAGGACUUUGUGUCAUUAAAAGUAAAUCAUUGAAAGCAGCUGGUUUUGCAGACAUUACAGAAUUGGGGUUUAUAAAUGAAAAAAGGGGAAAACGAA
This is a messenger RNA of Perca fluviatilis (European perch), 5924 nucleotides long. RefSeq names its product mitogen-activated protein kinase kinase kinase 3 (gene map3k3). The transcript is spliced from 17 exons. The record is from RefSeq and is a predicted model, not a curated record. Lineage: Eukaryota; Metazoa; Chordata; Actinopteri; Perciformes; Percidae. Gene Ontology annotation, biological process: protein phosphorylation. Gene Ontology annotation, molecular function: protein binding; protein kinase activity; ATP binding. Bases 1425 to 3278 code for a protein of 617 amino acids.